Colletotrichum acutatum is the source of this 1750-nucleotide messenger RNA. RefSeq names its product methyltransferase. NCBI's taxonomy places the organism in Eukaryota, Fungi, Ascomycota, Sordariomycetes, Glomerellales, Glomerellaceae. The coding region runs from base 238 to 1434 and encodes 398 amino acids. The transcript has 3 exons. Gene Ontology annotation, molecular function: methyltransferase activity. The record is from RefSeq and is a predicted model, not a curated record.
GGGCGAUCCGCAUUCAUCCAUCAUUUCCCACCGUGGGGUGACAUUUUAAUUUACCGCUUCUCCAUUCCAAGGGGGACACUUAAAGUUUGGCCCUCGUCUGUUUCUCGAACAGAGUCAAAUUGUCCAGGGGAAAAGCGAAACCGUUGUUUUCAAAACUCCCACCUCUCUUUUUACUUCUCCCACCGGGAACAAACGGCUGACGGCAGACGGCCUGCCGAUCCCGCGCUCCCUUUUCCAAUGACGUCGCGUCCGUCAACUACCGGCGGUUCCAGUACCGCGGACUCGGGACCGGCCACCGGGACCCCCUCUAGUGCCGGUCCAGUCCAAACACCAACCCCUUUGACUAGCAGCACGGGAGCGACAACACCUCCCCGUGCCGUAGCACCGACCAGUAUCCAGUAUUUGCUUAAUCCGGCGGCAGAUCAGACCUUGACGCCGCUCCAGGUCGACACCGAGAUUACAAACCCCGGCGAAGAUCAUGACUCGGCCUACGGCUCCGAUGCUGGCAGUGCUUACACGGCCUCCAUAGCAUCCUCCAUCUUCCAUUACCAGUACGAGAACGGGCGGCGAUACCACGCCUACCGUGAGGGACAAUACGUGCUUCCUAAUGACGACCAAGAGCAAGAACGACUCGACCUGCAGCACCACAUCUGGCGUCUCCUCCUUGGAGGCCAGCUUUACACCGCGCCACUCCCCACACCAGAGGAUCCGGCGGCUUCUGGUAUGAGGAUUCUCGACCUCGGUACAGGGACGGGAAUAUGGGCCAUAGAGAUGGCAGAUGAAUUUCCCACAGCUGACGUAUACGGUGUCGAUCUCUCUCCCAUUCAGCCGGAAUGGGUUCCCACGAACUGCAAAUUCCAUGUCGAUGAUUACGAGGACGAGUGGACAUACCGUGAGGAGGAGCACUUCGACUACAUUCACGGCCGCGCCCUCAGCGGAACGUCCUCUGAUUGGGCUAGGUUCUACGACCGUGUCAUGGGUGGUUUGAAGCCAGGCGGAUGGGUUGAAAUGCAAGAGUACGAUGCAUGGAUCUUCAGCGACGACGAUAGUUAUGAGAGAGCGCCCUGGACAAAAGAAUGGGUGAACAAGCUGGAUGAGGCAAGUAAGAUGUACGGGAAGCAAAUCAACGUGGCAAGACACCACAAACAAUGGAUGAUUGAUGCCGGGUUUGAGGAUGUUCAGGAGCUUGUUUACAGAAUACCCAUCGGCCCGUGGGCGAAAGAUCCGGCAUUGAAGGAGCUUGGUCGCUGCGAGCUGGUUCAUAUGCAGAUGUCUGUCGACUCUCACACUCCGGCCUUGUUCACGAGAGUAUUGAACUACUCGCACGAUCAAGCCAGAGUGCUGAUGGAGGGUGUCAAGCGAGAGUUACGUAGCAAGGACUACAGGCUUAUCACGAGCUAUCGGUUUGUCACCGGGAGGAAACCGAUGGCAUGACAGUGAGUUAUUGACGUAAAGAUAUUAUCGAUCGCUCGCUCCUUGCAGCAUUGGCGAGCCGAAUGAGGGAGUUGGGGUGACUUUAGUGGCAAAAAUCAUGGGAUUGGCGUACUGUAACUCAUCGAUGUAUCGAGCGAGAGCGUUUCUUGGAAUGAGGGGCAUAUCUAAAACAACACAAAGACUCUUUUUGAUGACCCCUUAAUUCUCACCGCGUGGAAGGGUCAGAAAAUUAGUGACAUGACCGAGAUCCGAGAAAUAGCGGUGGGUGUUCCUCUACCUCUGAAGUAGUGAGUUAUCCAAGUGAUGAAUUCUGGCC